Exophiala aquamarina CBS 119918 is the source of this 3972-nucleotide messenger RNA. RefSeq lists its product as uncharacterized. Gene Ontology annotation, cellular component: membrane. Gene Ontology annotation, molecular function: ABC-type transporter activity; ATP binding; ATP hydrolysis activity. Lineage: Eukaryota; Fungi; Ascomycota; Eurotiomycetes; Chaetothyriales; Herpotrichiellaceae. Bases 1 to 3972 code for a protein of 1323 amino acids. The transcript has 3 exons. The record is from RefSeq and is a predicted model, not a curated record.
AUGGCGGGCGGCAAGGCUGGCAACCUCAAUGCAGAUGACGCUGGAGCAAAAGGGAAAUCUCAAGAGCCAAUAUAUUUGCCAUCUAUCGACUCCUCCCCUCCCGUCGAGCCGUCUGCGCAUAUCCAUGCUUGCCAAGUUAAUGUCAAGGUGCGGGAUCUAUCCAUCAGUGUCGAUCCGGCAUCUCUAUCUCCAUUUUCUUCGCUAAACACCCUACAAUCAAGGCUCUUCAAUCAGAGUGCGAAGUUGUCGUCUAAACAGAUUCUCAGAGAUGUCUCAGCAGAUUUGCCAAAGUGCAGUUUGACGGCAAUUAUUGGAGCGAGUGGUAGUGGGAAGACGUCCCUGCUCAAUGCCAUCUCCUAUCGCGUCAAGGACAAAGCAUUUCAGAAGUCAGGCACUGUUUAUUAUGAAUCAUUGGCCAUAGCAGCGACCAAUGAUAAUGCCCGCUCCAACAGUGGAAUGGCAUAUGUCAUGCAGCAAGACGUACUCCUACCGAGCUUGACGGUGCGGGAGACAUUGCAAUUUGCCGUCGAUCUGCGCCUCUCCACGAGUAGAACCAAAUCCGAACGACGAAACAUGGUCGAGAACGUCAUUCAGGAACUCGGACUGAGUGGGUGCGCUGAUACGAGGAUAGGUGAUGACGCCCACAAAGGUUGUAGUGGAGGAGAGAAGAGACGCACCAGCAUUGGUGUUCAGCUUUUGGCAGAUCAACCUGUUCUUAUUCUCGAUGAACCGACAACGGGUCUAGACGCCGCCUCUGCCCUCCAAGUCGUCAAGACAUUGAAGGCACUUGCCAAACGAGGUAAAACUGUGAUCAUGACUAUUCACCAGCCAAGAUCAGAGAUUUGGGGACUGGUCGAUCAUCUGAUCCUCCUCUCCAGGGGUGAGACAGUCUACUCGGGAUCAGUGAUAGCCUGCCUACCAUACUUCGAAUCUCUUGAUUAUAGGAUGCCGGCCUUCCACAAUCCAUUCGACUUCAUCAUUGACCUUGCAGCGGUGGAUCUCCGGUCACAGCAGGCUGAAAACACCUCACUCGAACGUGUCCAUCGUCUUCAAGAAGCAUGGAGGACAAAGCCUCCUCAUAUCCUCGAGCGGUUGCCCGCAACUGUUGGUUAUUCCAGCUUCGACGGUAAAAGGGACACGAGCCUUCCCAACAGGGCGAAUGAGUUAUGGCAAGAGACACUCAUACACACCAAAAGGACAUUGAUCGUGACAUGCCGAGAUCGUCUUGGUCUCCUUGCCAGCAUGAUCGAGUCAUUAAGCAUGGGAGUUAUGAGCGGAUGGAUCUUCUACCAGCUCGAUACAGAUCUAGCAGGCAUCCGGUCCAGACAAGGAGCCAUGUACUCAGCCUGCGCGCUUCAAGGCUACCUGAUUUUACUGUUUGAGACAUAUCGAUUGACGAUCGACAUCACCACCUACGACCGUGAGCGAAUCGAAGGUGUUGUCAAACCAAUCAGCUUCAUCAUCAGCAGACGAGCAUCUCGCUUUAUACUCGAAGAUCUCCUGGUCCCAUUCUUUUACUCGCUUAUUUUCUACUUCAUGGCGGGGUUUCGCGCGGAAGCCGGUCAAUUCUUCACUUUCUUCGCCAUCCAGCUACUGCUCCAUCUUAUUGCGGUUAAUUUGGCAACUGUUUGCGUCGCACUGAGCCGGCAGUUUAUGAUCGCGUCACUCUACGCAAAUCUGUCGUUCACACUUCAGAGUACUGCCUGUGGGUUUUUCGCAAACACUCGUUCAAUUGCAAUAUGGCUGCGCUGGAUAAAGUGGACAGCGUACACUUUCUAUGCAUUUGGUGCCCUCUGUACGAACGAGUUCUACGGCAAAACGUACGACUGUCCGAGCGGCGACGGAGCCCUCGAUCCGAUUUGCAGAGAGUAUACAGGAGCGUACAUCUUGGCGUCGCUCAACCUACCAUCGAAUUGGUUAUGGCGACCGAUCGUUGUGCUCUUUGGCUUUGUCGUUUUUCUAUUCAUUCUAUCUGGAUUGAUACUGUACAUGCAGAAGACGGAGGUCGAGAUGGCGAAGAUUCACGGGAGCGAGGCGCCGGACUCUUCUGAGGGUGUCCAACUCGGGCGGCCGCUUGGUGACGAACAUGGAAUCAGAGUGAGCCUUCAAGGCUUUGGGCUAGAAGUGGACGCCGCGCGGGUUUUCAGACACAAGGUCACGAAGCGCAUCUUCAAGGAUGUAAGCACGACAUUUGAGCCCGGCGUAUUGAAUGUCAUCAUGGGGCCAUCGGGUUCGGGGAAAUCCUCGUGCUUGAACGCCAUGGCAAGAAGACUAUACAAUUCCUCUCUUGUCAGAUAUUCGACGUCGGGCCGGAUGCUUCUCAAUGGAUCUACGGCCACGGACGACGUCGUCACUUCCAUCUGCUCCUACGUCCCGCAAGAUGACGGUGGUCUGUUAUCGUCUUUGACGGUUCGAGAAACACUUCACUUUGCAGCAGGUCUGCGUUUACCUCCGUUCAUGAGCCACAAGCAGAAAAUCGAACGGGCGGAGUCAGUACUGCUCAAGCUUGGACUGAAAGACUGCGCGGACACCCUGAUUGGAAACGACUUGAUCAAAGGUAUCAGCGGCGGAGAGAAGCGCCGAGUCUCAAUCGCGGUCCAGAUCCUCACUGACCCUCGCGUUCUCUUGCUGGACGAGCCUACCUCUGGCCUCGAUGCAUUUACGGCACUCUCGAUCAUCGAAGUCCUAAAGAGUCUGGCGAAUGAAGGGAGAACGAUCAUCUUCUCCAUCCACCAGCCGCGAUCGGAUAUGUUCAAACAGUUUGGCGGGGUCCUUCUGCUCGCCAAAGGUGGAGAUGUCAUGUACAACGGCCACGCAUCCGACAUGGUUUCCAGUCUCGCCCGGCAAGGCUAUGUGUGUCCCGAAUCGGCCAACCCGGCUGAUUUCGCUCUCGACGUGAUUUCAAAGACCGGAACCGGAACCUCACAAGAACAAGAGAAAAAGGGGACGGCGGCUGCAGCACCAGAUCUCAUGUUACAAGACCUUGUUCUGACAUCUCCUCAACAGCCACCCGUCCCGCCAACACCACCAAAGGAAGCCCACCUAACCCUGACCGCCAGUCUGGGAACCUACAUGCGCACGCAGAUCCCAUUCAGCCACGCAUUCCCAAUCCUCCUACAACGUGGCAGCCUCAAUCUCCGUCGACAGCCCAAUCUCCUCCUUGGGCGGAUCAGUCAGCUAGUUGGGCUGGGCAUCGUGCUGACUGCCUUCUUCGCACCGCUGAAAACGGACUACUACUCGGUCCAAACCCGCGUCGGCUACGUGCAGUCCAUGUCGAGCAUGUUCUUCAUCGGCAUGCUGAACAGCAUCGCGCUGUACCCGGCGGAGCGCGACAUCUACUACCACGAAGACCGCGACGGCACGUACCCGCUCGAGGCGUUUUUCCUGUACUACUCGGCCAUCGAGGUGCCGAUGGAGCUCAUCGCGUCGUGUAUCUUUAGUCUGCUGACGGUGUUUGCGGUGGGACUGCCACGCACUGCGAGCAUGUAUUUCCUCUUCGCGUAUACCUCCUUCUGCGUCGUGAGCUGCGGCGAGAGCUUUGGCAUGAUUUUCUUCACCCUGUUCUCGCACACAGGGCUUGCGGUCAGCGUCAUGACCGUCGUACUUUCCAUCUCGGUCCAUCUCGGUGGCGUGCUGAGUAUUGGCAUCGACUCAUUUCUGUCGGGCAUCAAUCACAUCAGUCCCGUCAAGUGGCAGGUCGGUGCCUUGUCGAGCUACAGCUUGCAAGGGAUAGAGUUCUCUUGCACGCCGGAGCAGCAGCUUGGCGACGGAAGGUGUCCCAUCGAGACUGGAGACCAGGUCUUGGAUUUGUAUCGAUUGAACGUCGACACGACCAAAUUUGCCCUGGCCCUGUUAGGCGUCACUAUCGGGUAUCGACUGCUGGCCUAUCUUGGCUUGAAGACUCGAAAGUUGGAGUGGAAGUCGUUGGUGCCCGGGUUGUUGAAGACUGGGAAGGUAGAUAGGAAUCAAUGA